Fusarium graminearum PH-1 is the source of this 2214-nucleotide messenger RNA. RefSeq lists its product as uncharacterized. Bases 1 to 2214 code for a protein of 737 amino acids. Gene Ontology annotation, biological process: regulation of DNA-templated transcription; double-strand break repair. Gene Ontology annotation, cellular component: Ino80 complex. The transcript is spliced from 3 exons. Lineage: Eukaryota; Fungi; Ascomycota; Sordariomycetes; Hypocreales; Nectriaceae. The record is from RefSeq and is a predicted model, not a curated record.
AUGGUCGGAAAAGUCAGCGAAAGGGUCCUCCUGCGGGAAGGUCUUGAGAGGACCGAUAAUGGCAUGAAGCUGACCACAUGGCCCGACGUGACGCCAAUUAACCAGAAAAACUAUUAUACUGAUUACAUGAAGCGCGAUGACCAGGUUCUCGCCCUCCGUCUUCAGAGUGAUGCGACACGCGACCGACUAGUACAGAACGCCCGCGAUAGAGACCGUGUUUUAUCCAAGAGCGCCAAUGGCGAACUACCGCUUCCCGUCGCAGAUCUACCCGACGAAGAUGGCGCCGCAACACCAUCCGCUGGCAUAGACCCCUCCAAGAUCAUUGUGAUCCACCCUGGCAGUCAGAACCUUCGUAUAGGCUUUGCGAGUGAUGCGCUUCCCAAGACGAUCCCCAUGACCCUUGCGACCAAGUUUCCCCAGACCGAAUCCGAGAUGUACGAGGCCCUACCACGACGACAGUUCGAGGCCAAGACCGCAGAUCAACAAUAUGGAGAAGAGUGGUCAAAGAAGUACAACAAGAUGUGCAAUGACCUCAAGGUCGAGAUGCGGGCCAACAAGCGCAAGGUCCUGCCUAAUUCGAAGGAGCUGGUCCAGACCUUCAACCGUCGUACAGAACCCGAGGUUAUCCAAAAGCACAACGACCCGCUCGAGAUUGAAUGGACCGACAUCGAAUCACUCGACGACCCCAACUCUUUGGCUUCAUGCUUUAUUGGCCACCAGGCUGAGCGUGUCCCCGACGAUUCCAACCCCAAGUUCAAACUCUGGUGGCCAAUUCAGCAUGGCCAGUGGAACGAGGACGGAUACACAAGCCAGGAGCAUAUGUUUGACGACCUCGAAACCCUUCUCGACAAGGCAUUGAGACACGAUCUUGGGUUGAAGAAGAGUAGCGAGUGGCAACAGUACAGCUGCGUUUUCGUCAUUCCCGAUCUAUACGACAAGAAAUACGUCGAGCAAAUCCUACGGUCUUGCAUGACAUGGUUCGAAUUUUCUCGGGUCUGUUUCAUCCAGGAAGGAAUGGCCGCGACCUUUGGUGCUGGAUACACGCAAGCCUGCGUUGUCGAUGUUGGAGCUCAAAAGACAUCCGUCACCUGUGUAGAGGAUGGUCUUGUCAUGGAGGAUUCAAGGAUCAACCUCAAAUAUGGAGGUUACGAUAUCACUGAUACCUUCCUCAAGAUGAUGCUUUACGACAACUUCCCCUACCAGGAUAUGAACUUGCGACGACGAUAUGACUUUCUUCUCGCUGAAGAGCUCAAGAUUAAGCACUGCACCAUGUCACAAGCGGACAUUUCGGUGCAACUCUACCAGUUCCACGUUCGCGCACCCAACGAGCCAACACGAAAAUACCAGUUCAAGACAUACGACGAGGUUAUUCUGGCACCCAUGGGAGUGUACGAUCCCGCCAUCUUCGAUAAUAGCGCCAAGUUGAAGGGACGACGUAAGCUGGUUGACCGAUCUUACAACGCAUACGACGUCGAUAUUCCUGACGAUCCUACCUCUGCGGCUCAGCUGGCUAUUCUCGCACUCGUCCAACCAUCGAUAACAUCCAACGUCAACGGAUUCGCACAGUCACAGCCCGAUGUUUCAACGCCUAUGAAGGAGAAGGGUCCUUUCUUAUUCGGAAAGGAGGGCACUGCUAACGGAACUCCUAUGGGUUCUCAUGCCGGAUCUCCUGCACCAGAAAGGGCCACCACACCAGUUCCUCCAUUCGUCUUUGGCGCAAAGGACAAAGACGGUGUCAAUGGAGGCAGCCCAGCGCCCAAUGGAGGAACCCCUGCCCCUGGAACAACACAGCCACCUGCAGGCAUGUUUGUCGAUGCCGCUGCCCGCACCGCCAAAUCGGUUGCUAUUGAGCAGGAUGCUGUCCUGCCGGUUGCCCCUCUCGACAUUGCUAUUCUCACAAGUAUUCAGAACGCCGCUAAGAACGAUGAGAAGAAGUUGAAGGAUCUGCUAGGAAGUAUCAUGGUUAUCGGUGGCGGUGCCAAGGUUCCUCACUUCACAGUCGUGCUAGAGGAGAAGAUCAAGGCCCGACGACCCGACCUCAACGACAGAAUCCUUGUCAGUCGAAGUGCAAGAGACAUGGACGAACAGGUAGUCACUUGGAAGGGUGCCAGUGUCUUUGCCAAGCUUUCUACCAACGACUCAUGGAUCAGUCCCUUUGAGUUUGAGAAGUUGGGCGCCAGGACUCUUCACCACAAGGUGCUUUGGGCAUGGUAA